Puntigrus tetrazona (Sumatra barb) is the source of this 2911-nucleotide messenger RNA. RefSeq names its product eps8 like 1b (gene eps8l1b). Gene Ontology annotation, molecular function: actin binding. Gene Ontology annotation, cellular component: ruffle membrane; plasma membrane; vesicle. The record is from RefSeq and is a predicted model, not a curated record. Gene Ontology annotation, biological process: Rho protein signal transduction; positive regulation of ruffle assembly; regulation of Rho protein signal transduction. The coding region runs from base 586 to 2715 and encodes 709 amino acids. Lineage: Eukaryota; Metazoa; Chordata; Actinopteri; Cypriniformes; Cyprinidae. The transcript is spliced from 18 exons.
UAUUAAAGGGGUUUUAAUAAAACUCAAUGAACUGAUAAUCGUGAACAUCAAUAGAAAUAGAGAUGGGCCGUUCAGAUCACUUAUCAGAACAUUUUUGCAUCUCAGAUUUCUGCUGUUAUCUGCGAGAGGAAUGUCUGGGCGGUUAAAGCACUAUCAAAAUACAUCUUGUUGUGAGAAUACUAGUCAGAAGACAAAGGAAACGCCGAGGUGAGUACAAGAGACUCUCGUGCGAUUCAAUAUAUUUUCUUGCUGCAGUUGUUGGCCGGAUAUUACAGAAGAAUGGUCUGUUGACUAGACAUUAAUGCUGCUCUCUUCUGCAUAUCGUCUGUUGAUGGGGAUUUCAAGAGGAACUGUUCGUCCAAAAAUGAAAACUCUGUCAUCAUUUACUCAUACAUGCCCUUCCGAACCUGUAUGACUGACUUCAAAUAUCUCCUCAUCCUGAUUUCCUUAUACAUGCUUUUGUGUUUCAUUAUAACAUGAGGGUGUAAAUGAUGACACAGUGUUUAUUUUUGGCUGAACUAUUCCUUAAAUGAGUCAGAGUUUCGGUCUGUUUUUUAGCGACCGUCUCAAAGCUCCGAUGUUUAGAUGCCCAUUUGGCUCAUUUCGUGGUCAAACGUGAACGGAGGCGCUUGCUGGAGUCCCAGCCUGCAGGCAGUCAGACAGGUCAGACGGGAGGAGAGAGACGGGGGAGGUGUGAAAAAAUCACACGUCCUGAAGUUAUUUAGGCAUCGAAACGUCAAUCACUUUUGGACUUCCACGUCACGGAGGCACACGUUUGAUCUGUGUCCGCAGGCGAGGAUCGUGAUGAGGGUCGUGUCUCGAUACCUGCUUACUCGGCUGGUGAGUUUUUCUUUGGGAGAUGAGGGGGUGGAUACAGUCGAAGAGGCUCUUUCGCGGAUCCCGCUUCUCAUCGAGUCCUGCCGGCCGUCCAGAGCGGAGGUGAUUGCAGAGAUCCGGACGAGCAAAAUCAGCCUGAGAGACAGAAACGGCCAGGAGCAACUGGAGGAGUUCGCCGUGUCCUCUCUCCUCCGCUGCGAGCUCAUACCGUCCCCGGGCCUCCUCCUGCUGCUGCUGGUGAUUCAGAGCUGCGCCCAGAAGACGCCGAGCGUGCGUUUCUUCAGCUGCGCAUCCGACAAAGCGGAGCGCGUGAGAGAUGACAUCAGGCGCGUCGCGUCGCGUUACACGACGAGAGCGAGCAGGUGCUCCGAGGCCAGUAUGGAUAUUUCGGGAAUCCCGAGUCCGCCGUACACCCAAGCCCCAAACCCACCCUCACCCAUCCCUCCUCCACCCUACCCCGGCAUCAGAGCUAACGGACUGGUGAACGGUCAGCCUGAUAAGUCUUUCCUCAGGGCUCAGAUGGAAGUGGACUUGCUCAAUCAUUGUUUCGAUGACAUCGAAGCGUUCAUCGGAAAGCUGCAGCAGUCAGCGGAGGCUCAGAUGAUCCUCGACCAAAGAAGCAAAAAGAAGAAGAAAAACCAGAAGAAAAGUGUGGACGAGGACCUUCUCACAGCUAAAGCCAAGCCGCCGUCUGAGAGAGACUUUCUUGACGCCUUUCAGAAAUUCAAGUACAGCUUCGGCCUGUUGGCACGGUUAAAAUUCGCCAUCUCCAACCCGACCUCAGAGGAACUCGUGCAUCACGUCUUCAAACCGCUGGAAAUGAUGGUGAAGGCCACAGGGCCCGGCUUCGCCGCGUCCGUCUCCAGCCCGGCGAUGACUCAAGGAGCCGUGAGUCUGCUGCAGAACAACCUGACGGCACAGGAGAACGCUCUGUGGAUCUCUUUAGGGCCCAACUGGACGCAGCACAGAUCUGCUCUGAGGAGCCCCGUGGCCCCGUACGCGCUCGUGUUUCAGGACGGCUGGAAGCCGCCGGGGUCCGACGCCGCCGGAUGGGUCGACCCUGUGGAGUCAGAACACAGACAAGACGCAGAGCUCUCAAAAGUCGAGCUGACCCCGGCUCACACCGCUCCCGUUCAGACUACAGACCAGCCUGAUGGUGGAGUUAAAGAACGCUUAUAUCGCUGCAGUUAUGACUUUGUUGCACGGAACAAUAGUGAGCUGUCUGUACUUCAAGGAGAGACACUAGAGGCGAUCGAGUCGUCUAAGCGCUGGUGGAAGUGUCGUAAUAAGUUCAAUGAGGUGGGCUUCGUGCCGUUUAACAUCCUGGAGCCGGUCACGCACAUCGACAACCCCGUGCUUCACAAAACACCAAAGCCUCCCUCUGCUCCACCGAUGUUCACCAGCCUGCCCAGCCCUUCCGCCGUGACCUUUGACCCCAGCGCCGCUCGGCCGCGCAGCAUGAUCCUCGGCUCGCUUUCUGACGACACAGAGAAAGUGAUGCAGGUGAAUGACGAGCUGCUGCACCGCCUGACGAGCGGGAAGAACCUGUCUCCUCGUCUGGUGAUCCCUCGCUCGGCGGACACCUCCGCCCCGCUGGACUUCAACUCGCCGCCCGCCGAGGUGGAGAACUGGCUGAGAAAGAAAGGCUUCAGCGAACCGACUGUCCAGUGUCUGCGGGUCCUGAACGGAGCUCAGCUGUUCUCUCUGAAUAAAGAGGAGCUGCGCGCCGUUAUUCCUGAAGAGGGAGCGAGAGUCUACAGUCAGCUGACCGUCCAGAGAGCCCAGAUAGAGGACGCUCGCAGGGCCACAGAGCUGGAGACGGUGAUGGAGAAGCAGAAGAUGAAGGUGGACUUGAAAAUGGAGAGUGGAACUCUAUGAAGACCUCCUGAAUGAGCACAAGACAGUCUUCCCUUAACGCCCGCCGUCUGUACCACACACACACACACACCACUGUAACCUGCUUUAACAACGUUUUACAGCGUGAAAUGUAAAUCUGCACAAUGUUGUACAAACUUCUAAAUGCUCUAUGUAACAUGGGUUAAUAUAUUCUCAAUAAAUGCGUUUAAUGCAUGAA